AUGGCCGGCAUAACCGAACCCCCCUACCCCCUCCAUCCCUCCAUCUCCUCUCGAAUCCACCCCGAAUACGCCGCCUUCUACAACAAAUACAUCAUCAACAACCAACAAGUCCACCUCCAACCGGUCUCUGCUUCACGCACAUCCGGCAUCUUGAUCCCCGGCGGUGGUCCCGUCCUCCCCGUCGGCAAAACAGAAGAUAUUUAUAUCAAACGCGUCGAAACCGAGGGACCGGAUGUACUACUCCGAGUAUUUACGCCCGAGACUCCAGCCCCGGAAGGCGGGUAUGGAGUAAUGUUGUAUAUGCAUGGCGGUGGAUGGGUGUUGGGGAAUAUCAAUACUGAGAAUACGGUUUGUACGAAUAUUUGUAAACGUGCAGGCGUUGUUGUUGUUAGUGUUGAUUAUCGACUCGCUCCAGAACACCCCUUCCCAGCCGCCGUGCACGAUUGCUGGGAAGCCCUCCUCUGGCUCCACCAACCCUUAACAAUAACCACCCUAACCAUCAACCCAGCGCAAAAGCUCUCCGUCGGCGGAAGUUCAGCAGGCGGCAAUCUCGCCGCCGUCCUAACACACAAAUCUCUCCUCGAAAAACCGGGACAAAUCAACAUCGUGAAACAAGCCCUCAGCGUCCCCGUCACCGACAACACGGCUACUACGUCCAAUAACUGGGCAUGGAAGGAAUUCGAAUUUACGGCCGCAUUACCAGCACAGAAAAUGAUGUGGUAUCGAAAACAUUACCUACCCGACGGGAAAGAUUGGGGGAAUCCGGAGGCAUCGCCGUUGUUGUACGGGAACGAAGAUGGGCAUUGGGCGAAAUUGCCCCCUGCGGUGAUCGUGGUGGGUGAAUUGGAUGUUUUGAGGGGUGAAGGGGAAGCGUACGCGGCGAAAUUGAAGGAGAAUGGUGUCGAGGCGGAGGUGCAUGUUAUGAAAGGGAUGCCGCAUCCGUUUUUGGCUAUGGAUGCGGUUUUGGAGGCGGGGAGGGAGGCGAUUACCUUGCUGGUGGAGGCUGUUAAGAGCUCUCUCUAGCUUACCGGGGGACAUAAUUUCACAUCUUAGAUGGUUUUAUUUCAGGUAUAUAUAUAUACUCGAUAGAUAGCAAUUACUUAGGGUAACCUAU
Talaromyces stipitatus ATCC 10500 is the source of this 1114-nucleotide messenger RNA. Its product is annotated as lipase, putative. Bases 1 to 1023 code for a protein of 340 amino acids. The record is from RefSeq and is a predicted model, not a curated record. The transcript has 2 exons. Gene Ontology annotation, molecular function: hydrolase activity. NCBI's taxonomy places the organism in Eukaryota, Fungi, Ascomycota, Eurotiomycetes, Eurotiales, Trichocomaceae.